This is a messenger RNA of Blepharisma stoltei, 1798 nucleotides long. Lineage: Eukaryota; Ciliophora; Heterotrichea; Heterotrichida; Blepharismidae. The record is from the annotation of a GenBank genome assembly.
AUGGAAGGCAAAAAGAGGCCACCACCAAGAAUCCAGGUUCCAGCUCAACAGCAAUUUACAGAAAUUCCAUCGAUGCAUAGAACGAAUUCUGGAAAACUUAGAAUUGAUAGUUUAUCUGAUAUCGAGUUCAUUGAAAGAUUAGGUCAAGGAAGCGCAGGAAUUGUUGAUAAGUGUAGGCAUAUUCCCUCUAAUAAGAUUGUAGCAGUCAAAAGAGUUCCUCUAACUUCCAACAACGAAAUAAAAAGGCAGAUCAUCACAGAGGUGAACGCUUUGAAUUCAUGCAAGAACCAACAUAUCGUAUAUUCCUAUGGAGCAGUUGUUCAUCAGGGCGUAAUGAACAUCAUUAUGGAAUACAUGGACAAAGGUUCACUUAAGGAUGCUUUGCAGCGCUGUGGCCGGAUUUCAGAAGAUGUGAUUGGCCAUAUUGCAUUUCAAGUAUUAUCAUAAAUAAAAUGGUAUUUGGCUCGGUGGAAAUUAGCUCUUUAAUUUUCUCUCUCUCUUAUGGGUUUGGUUUUUCCUAGAGAACUUUUGUGCAACAAUAGCGGCUUAACUUUGAUCAUAUCGGGUAAGAAGAGGCUUAGGUUUUCCCACUCAACAUACCGGAAGAAGGUGGCCCUUAGUCGAAGUAUGUGUAGGAGCUUAGUUUGGCAAGGAAAAAGCAAGGCAGCCAGCUUGCUCAAUAAUGGUGGUAUUUGCUUAGGUUUGGACCCUCUGGCGCAUUGGCAAUUUUGAUCAGAAUCUGGUGGCCUCACGAGCUGAGUCCAAAAGAGCAUUUUAAAUAUGUGGUGUCAGACGUUUUAAAUAUUAAGUUAAUCGUAAUCGCAUUUCAAGUAUUAUCAGGGCUUGAGUAUCUUCAUAGGAAGAAGAAAAUAGUCCACAGAGAUAUAUAAUGGAUUGGCUAUAUUGCUUAGACCCAUUUUAUAGAAUUCAUUGCUAAAAGAAUUUAUUUAAAUAGUUUUAAUUAAUGAAAACUUAUGAAAUAUAUAGCCAAUCUCCUAUAAAACCUUCCAACCUACUACUCACAUCUGAAGGACUGGUGAAAAUCUCUGAUUUCGGAGUUUCAGGAAUCAUGAGUCACACAAAUGCAACAAAGAGGACAUUUGUAGGGACAGUCACCUAUAUGUCUGUAAGAUCUAAUUUAGUUAGCCAGAACGCUUUACAGAUGAAGGAUACCACGUUGAUACUGACAUUUGAAGUCUAGGAUUGUCGUUGCUAGAGUGUGCGACAGGACGCUAUCCUUAUCCAGAGCCGGAUGAAAAUGGUAACAUCCCUGUUCUGACAUUUUGGGAACUUAUGAACUAUAUUUCAGCAAGAAAAGCACCUGAGCCGCCUCCAGGAAGCAGUGAAGAGUUCAGAGAUUUUAUAACUUCCCCCAAAUCGAUAUAAAAAACUGUUCUUUUUCAAUCAGGAUUAAUUUUUUUUUUAAAAAAUUAUAAAAAUAUAAAUUGAUCUAUAUUUUUUAAUUUUUUUAUUAAUAAUUAAAAACUAAUGAAUUCAUUUGAAAAUAAUUAAAUAACAUUUUACUUACACUUCUUUCUAUAGUAUUCAAAACUUGCUAUAAAAAUUAGUACUUUUACCUAUAAAAUUUAAAACUUAAAAUCAAAAAUGUUGCUCCAAUUUAAAGGGUGGAUAUUUUACUAUGCUUUGUUCCAAUCUUAAGGGGAGAGUAAGGAUUUGCUUGGGCAAAGAAAAAGACAGUCGAUCUACUGUUGGAGAACUGCUAAGUCAUCCUUUUAUUCAGAGAAAUAUUAACCCAAUCAGCUUCAAUCUCUGGCUAAAUCAAAUCAAUUCAUUAUAA